UACGACUCAAUCCCCUUUGAUCGUCUCUGAAACAAAAAGGCCCAUUUCUUGUUUUCCUUUUUCCUUUCUUCUUUUUUCCGGCAGCCCAAAAUCAAAAUAAAAAGCCAAAUUCAUAUUCCUCCACGCAGUUGCCGUCGUGCACUUCCGCCAUAUUCUGGUACAGAGUUCACCAGAGAAAUCAAUAUAAUAUUUCCAAAACGGUAAUUAAAUAUAAAUUGGUCUGCGCAUUUUUCGGCGUUACCAUAUUCACCGAUCCUAUAAGACACCGAUUUCAGUGUAUGGAGUUAUACUCUCUGAACCAAAAAACUCAAACCUGUCUCCCCAAACUCUCUUUACAAUCUUCAAAAACUCUUUUCAUAUCUUCUUUAAUUUUGUAGCAGUAAUAGAAGGAGGAGGACUCGUGGUUUUUUCACUUUGGUGGUUUGCGCUUUGAAUCCUUCUUUUAAGGGUAUUGUCUUUUUUGUUUGUCAGAUUUUUGUGAGCGUGGGUUUGAUUCUCUCUCGGUGUUAAACUUCUCUUUGACGGCAUCUUCUCUCUCUCUCUCUAUUUACCAUCUCAAAGCAAUCUCUCUUUACUCGCACGCUCUCGUUUCUUCCAUCUCUUUAAAUUUUCUUGUAUGUUCAAACCCAAGAGUCUUUGAUCAACUUUUCUUAGCCAUGGAUCACAGCAUACUAUACCGGCCAGUGAAAUACACCGAGCACACACAAACCACCACAAAAAUCAUGAAGCAAAAUCCCAGAAAAACCCUUCCCCAUGCUCCAAUAAGUGUCCGAAUAUCUGUAACUGAUCCUGACGCCACGGAUUCCUCCAGCGACGAAGACGAUGACGAUCUUUUCCAGAAGCAACGUGUCAAAAGAUACAUCACUGAAAUCAAAAUGGAGACAGCUGCCAGUGGCGUCAGCACCAAUUGCGGCCGGAGCAGGGCUGUUGAGACUCUCCGGCCCAAGCCCAAGCCCAUGAAGACGCCCAACGAGGCGGCGCCGAGGAAGUUCAGAGGCGUCCGGCAGCGGCCCUGGGGAAAGUGGGCCGCCGAGAUAAGAGACCCUUGUAGAAGGGUCAGGCUCUGGCUGGGUACUUACAACACGGCGGAAGAGGCUGCCAUGGUCUACGACAACGCUGCCAUAAAGCUCCGCGGCCCGGACGCUCUCACAAACUUCACCACGCCGCCGGAGAGUAAUGCGGCGUCUGUUUCGGGCUACGAUUCCGGUGAUGAGUCGCAUAUCAUUUCCUCCCCGGUAUCGGUUCUCCGGUUCAAGGGUAGUCGCUCGAGCGAGGAUACUGAACCGGCCGGUCUAAGUAGCCAGUGCAGUGAGUAUACCGAUCCCGGUCCGCCCGUCCCGGUUCUCGGCCGUGUGAAAGAAGAGAUUAGAUACAACUCGGUGGAUGGUCUGAACCAGUCAAGAUACGAGCCCGGUCCGGUUCAUAACGACCUCGGUUCGGAGAUGGAGGAGUGUCAAGGAGAAACGAGUACGAUGCCCGAUUACUGGAACGAUUAUUUGCCCAUGGACAUUACGCUUUUAGACAAUUUCUUCAACUUUGAACCUCAAGAGGAGCACUUGUUCGGGAACGAAGCGAGUUGUUACGAUGAUUUCUCGAUGAAAAUCGAGGAUUUCCCGUCGCUCGACGUCGCCUUUCAGAGAGUGAAGUUCGGAGAUGUUAAGGAAAUAGGCUCACUCGAUGUUGAAGAUUAUUUUCAAGACAUGAGCGGUUUUGGUGUCGCCUUAGCAAUAUGAUCAAUGUUCAAAAAACAUAUGUUUGAACAUCAUCAGUCGGAUUGCCGAUUAAAUGGCAAAUUUUGUUUUUUUUAAUUCGACUGUCGGCUUGUAUUUUAUUUCAAUCAAGUAUACUUAGUAGCUAAUUUUAGAUGUAAUGUAAUGCUAUCUAGUAUCUCCAUCCAAAAAUGAGAAUGGGGGUUGAGUUGAGUUGAAUUGAGUUGAGUGAGUUUAGUUUAUUUUCCGUGAUAUAAAUCUUGAACAAUAAAUUGCAUUUGAUUUCUCAACA
This is a messenger RNA of Salvia miltiorrhiza (redroot sage), 2001 nucleotides long. Its product is annotated as ethylene-responsive transcription factor CRF4-like. The transcript has a single exon. The record is from RefSeq and is a predicted model, not a curated record. Lineage: Eukaryota; Viridiplantae; Streptophyta; Magnoliopsida; Lamiales; Lamiaceae. Gene Ontology annotation, molecular function: DNA-binding transcription factor activity; DNA binding. Gene Ontology annotation, biological process: regulation of DNA-templated transcription. Bases 657 to 1733 code for a protein of 358 amino acids.